Messenger RNA from Trichoderma harzianum CBS 226.95, 1260 nucleotides. RefSeq lists its product as hypothetical. The record is from RefSeq and is a predicted model, not a curated record. The transcript has 4 exons. Lineage: Eukaryota; Fungi; Ascomycota; Sordariomycetes; Hypocreales; Hypocreaceae. Bases 1 to 1260 code for a protein of 419 amino acids.
AUGGCGAGCUUUUCUCUCUCUGAGCAGGCUGCGGCUGAUAUACGCAGCCUUCUCGAUAUCGCCUCCACGGGGCAACCAACCGGCGUGCCCUGUGCCAGUACCGUUGUUGUUGGUACCAGUUCUCAACCAGAACUCUUUGUGCACUCCGCGACGGCUUCAUUUGGAGGAAAGGAUUGCGAGGACCGUAACGAUAUUUACUGGUUGGCGUCGUGUACAAAGCUCGUCACCAGUAUUGCUUGCAUGCAACUCGUCGAGGCCUCAGUUCUCCGUCUCGAUGAUGCAGACCAGUUGGAAGGUCUAUGCCCAGAGCUUGUAAAUCUCAAGGUUGUGCAGGAGAAUGGCACUCUAGAGCCGGCGCGGUCCCGCAUCACGCUGCGGAUGUUGUUGACUCAUACAGCUGGAUUCGGGUACUCUUUUUUAAAUACCAAGCUUCAGGCGUACUCUAAGGCAUAUCGCGCUGACGGAGUCAAUUUUAACGAAUUUUCCGGGCACAUGGAUGACAUUCUACAACCUCUUGUCAACCAACCAGGAGAAACAUUUGAGUAUGGUAUCUCCAUGGACUGGGCUGGCGUAGCCAUUGAGCGUGUUACGGGCAUGAAAUUAGGUGAUUACAUGCAGCGCCACAUAUUUAUUCCUCUGGGCAUACGCAACUUGACUAUGGCCCCCUCAUUAGAGAUGAGAGAGAGACUCGUUGGCAUGUGGCAACGCGACCAAGAGGGCCACCUUUCUCCUCGCACACCUCCUCUCAGCCGCCCGUUGGAGGCAGACGCAGCCCACAGCUUCCAUAGCGGCGGCGCAGGACUUUUUGGGAGCACCCGAGAAUUUGGAAAAAUCCUUGCCAUGUUGCUGCGAGACGGUAGAUCUCAUUUAGGCAAGGCGAUACUUGCACCUGCUACCGUUGAAGCCAUGUUUACCAACCAGCUAACAUGGCUGCCAAACUUUGCCCGCCGUCACUUACCUGCUGUAAAGCCGGAGCUAGUCUAUGUGGCCGAGGCUUUCUAUCCACCUUGCCCGCCGCCGACGCCGCAAGGUUGGGGACUGGGCUUCAUGAUUACUCCCGGUCCGACCGGCCGCUCUGAGAAGACGGGCCAAUGGUCCGGUCUUUCCAACGCGUUUUGGUGGUGUGAUCGGCAACAGGGCAUUGCCGGCAUCGUCGCAUCACAAAUUCUGCCGUUUGCUGACCCCAAGGUUGUCGAGCUUUGGAUGGGGAUAGAAUCCAAAGUAUACGAAGGCAUUAAGGCAGAAUCAUCAGACAAAUAG